AUGUCUGUAACCGCCAAACAACAAGCGAAAGCUCAAGGACAAGAGGACCUUCACGACACCGACAAAGAUGUCGGCUUGGGCGAGUCGAAGCCCUGGAGUGGCGUUCAGCCACGGUAUAUGAACAUUACUCAGGAGAAUCGCUCUGCUUAUGAUCUCGAGGACGUGAGCAAGCCCGAAACGUUGAAGGGUAACCGGUUGAUUCGGUCAAAGCCUGAGGGUGCGAAUCAGUAUAGUCAGGGGCCUGUUGAAGGUAAAUUACGUCCUGGGGAGCCAUGA
Penicillium cataractarum is the source of this 276-nucleotide messenger RNA. RefSeq lists its product as uncharacterized. The record is from RefSeq and is a predicted model, not a curated record. NCBI's taxonomy places the organism in Eukaryota, Fungi, Ascomycota, Eurotiomycetes, Eurotiales, Aspergillaceae. Bases 1 to 276 code for a protein of 91 amino acids. The transcript has 2 exons.